CUUAGUUUGCUAAAGAUGAUCGCUACGACGGUGUGCUUCUACCUGGUGCUGCUGGCCGCAUUCCUGAUUCUGAUGGCGCCCUCUUCGGAGGCAUGCUUCAUCCUACUGGCCUGCCUGAUGCAGUCUCCGCUGUGUCCCUACAACACCACUGCCUCCGGCUGAGAAAUGGUGAAGUCCAGAUCCGAAAUUUAAUCUAACACAGUCCCCACACCAUAACCAAUAAAAGUUUCAAAAAAAAGUUUGCGUUGAAAACUAA
Molecule: messenger RNA, 256 nt
Organism: Drosophila persimilis
Lineage: Eukaryota; Metazoa; Arthropoda; Insecta; Diptera; Drosophilidae
Exons: 1
Coding region: 16-162 (48 amino acids)
Source: RefSeq, a predicted model, not a curated record